CUAAUCCUUCAUGCUGUCUCUUGAACAGUACUUUUUAUAUUACUGUGCCGAUGCCCCCCUUUACCCGCACUCACUUUUCUGGAAAUCUUGUUGAAUUGUGGCCCACCAACACUGAUUCUGUAGUUUCCAGCCUCCACCGAUAUCCACCAUUUCCACCAUUACACAAUUUUGCUUUGUAAAACAUGUUCAUAAUAAAAAAAAGAAAAAAAAAAUGAAAACAAAAUGAAAUACAAAAGGUAUUUAAUCGAAACAGAUUUCUUUAUUUCGAUAUAUACUAGAGGGUAAUGAAUUAAUGUUUAUAUAUGGAAUAGGGAGCAAGUGAAUAUUAAAAAAAUUCACAUUAUAAAAAGCUGAUUACUACUCGCGCCUCAAUGGACGUGAAGAUGUGAUUAUCACGAGCAUCGGGUUGCUUCUUGCAAGGAGCGCUUAAUGAAUAAUAACAAUUUAUUUUGAACUCUAAAAACUUGUCUGAUUCUAUUUCCAAGAUAAUAAAAGGUCCCUACUAAGCAAUAAAAUUUGAGCGAGGACUCUCUCUCCAACUCUCAUUUAAAAGAAAGACGAUCGUUCUCGUAAACUAAAAUACGAAGGCAGACAAUGAGCAACAAUGAGACGGUACAGGCAGACACAGCUCCCAAUUAUAAAUGGGAAAGCAAGUAAAUCUAUGAACUGAGUAAUUGAUUUAGCAUCUUUUUUAUCGACAGAGUACAGAAUGCAUCGUUAUGUGGUUAGCGCAUAUCUCGACGAAUCAGUACAAGUCGCUGCGCGAUGGAUGCGUGAGGUCGACGUUUGUCCGCGGUCUUUUGUGGUUCCUUGUUGGUUUCCUCGUUUUUGUUUACAUUUUAGUUGGUUUAAAAAUGUUAUAGGCUUUCAUUUGUUCCUUUGAAGCUAUCUAGUGUCGGUCGAGCGCGACUUCUACCCAUUGAAGAUGAAAAACGCAAAAGUUAAGGCGAGACAAUGCUUGGAACGAUUCGGGGAUCAAGGAGGAUACUUUGAUGUGGUGGUACGUCCCAUGCUACAGCAAGGACACGAAGGAGAACUAUGUGGUUGGCUGAAAGAGAUGAGUUUAAUCAGAACUGUUUCCAACUGUCCUCAUCCCGAAUGCAAGGGAAGAAGUUUGGGUUGGAAUCAAGCUAGAAUUGUAGAUAAAUAUAGUUGGUCUUGUCCAAACUGCACGAGGAAGCAGUCUAUUAGAGAAAAUUCCUUUUUCUUUGGAAUCAAAUGCGACCUGAAAAUGUGCCUUCAACUGAUAUUAGGGUGGUGUCAAAUGAUACCUAGCGAACUCACUGCCAAUUAUUUAGAAAUAAAGAAACAUGUAGUUAAGAAAGUAUAUGAGAGGUGUGAUGAAGUUUCUGAGAAUUAUGUAGCAACUCAUCCAGAAGAUUGGGUUUUGGGAGGUCAAAGUGCAAUAUUAAUUGUGGAUGAAUUUCCUAAUGGCUACAUGACCGAGAACCCCUCAGACAUAACUACUGCCAAGAAGCGUAACAAUAAUUCUCAUACAAUAGUGUGCAUAGCAGAAGCAAAUACCAUACCAACUCGGAUGUGGUUACAUAUGAUUGAAGCAAUACCAGAGCCAAUCAAAGUGGAUAAAUAUCAUGGAGAUGUUGACAAAUGUAAUAUGGUUAAAGAAGCCUUGAAAGAAAUUUCGAAGCACAGUGCUCCAGGUAGUUAUAUUGUCGCGAAUAGUCGAGCUCGUUGUUGCAGUUACGAGUCGCUUCAAGAAUUAAAACAAUAUAAAGUGAUUAGCGUUGAACACCUACAGAAAUUCGAUCCGCCGGGUAGAAGCAAACUUCUUAGUAAUUUAGAAACAAUUUGGCAAACCAGCGUCGAAAUUUGCGAAGACAUUCAAGAAACUACUCACAAUCUGGGACAACGUAUAAUAUCGAAGCAUUUGUGGAGGCAGAGAUUUGGUACGUCUCCAUCUAUGGCAUUUCAAUACAUGCUUAAUCAUAUUGCAGAAUGUUACCGCUUCGUUUGAACUGACUUUUUCAGUAUUUUCACUAAUUUUAGUAUGUUUUUUCUGUUACUACAAGCAAUAUCAAUGUGUUAGUGAAUGAUUUAUUUUUCGCGAAUUAAGGUUUCCUAAAAUAAUAUUGCGAUUUGAAUUAAUACUUAAUAAUAGAGGGGUGACGAUUGCCAAUUAGCAAUUUUAUCGCGUCUCGAUUGCACAAGUUGCAUAGCAAUUGUUACACACAAUGGCCUUAUUGAAAUUAAGAAAAAAAUAUAAUACUUAUAAAACAAGUAUAUAUAUAUAUAUAUAUACUAUAAUGAAUUUCUUCAUGAAGAAGAGAAUACGUUUCAAUGUUUAACUGAAACACGCACUUUGUGUCUUCCAAAUAUCAGAAUAUAAAUCAUUUUGAAGUUAAAUGUUUAUGACGAUUGUUGACUAGUUAGAGCUAUAUCAUUAUAUGAAACUUGAAUCUGUUAAAGCACAUUUGAAAGGUACUGUUCGCUUAAGAUUUUUCACUUUUUUUUAAUGAAUUUAGAUUGAAGAACUAGGUAUAAAAGACUGCCGAUGAUAUUGAUAUAAUACUGAAUUGCUUAAAAAUUAAAGGAGUUCGAAAUAUUUGAAUGAAAUUGAAACGCGCACAAUGUCACUCGUUCGAAAGAAAUUAUUGCAGGAAAUUAAUCAAAUUAAAGCGAAACAUACAUGGGGUGCAAUUAGUACCAACAUUCAAAUUAGGAAUAAAUAGGGUAUAGGUGUCCAUGAAUGAUUGUCAGUUUAUAUUAUACAUACUUAUCGACAAUUGUAAUACUUAACGAAAAAACUAGAGUUUUAUCCAAAGCUUUAUACCAGUAUUAUUUUAAAUUACAUACUGCAAAUAAACUAUAGCGUAAGUUAAUUAUCGUCGGAUUUUUCCAACUUCAAUUGAAGUUCACGGGGAUCGGUGACAUUGAAGUUAAAAAUCGUGUCAGGAUACCUUGUGAUAAAACCGACUUUGUGAUAUACAAAUAUUAUUUUCAUUCUUUUCUUAAAUCACGUCAUUAAAAAAGGAAUAGAAUACGAAGGUUGUAAAAUUUUUGGGAACUAUGUGAUAACGUCGUUAUUUCAUAUGGUGAAAAAUGAUAUAUUACAAAUUAGGAAGAUAAGAAAAUAUUCUUCUCAUCGUAAGUAAUUCGAAAUUAACGCCAAGUGUACUAUAUAUUAGUACCUUUUAUUCCUAAGUAGUUGAUAACACCAUUUUAUAAGUUUAUAUAAUGAUAUUGAAAAAAGGAAAUCUUUCAUUAAGGACGUCUUAAUUAAGAAACUUUUAAUAUUUUUGUAACAAUUAAUUAGCAAUAUUGUUAUAAUUAUAUGUUUAUACGAGUAUUGUUAAACGAUUUUAGCAAGAAAUAUGCAAUAAGUAAAAUUACGCGUUUUGUACCAAAAUAUUUGUAACAAAAACAUUGUAAUACAUUAUAUGUAAAUUUCAAAUUCAUACCUAAAUACCAAAUAAAGCAAUAGAAUUUUA
Hylaeus anthracinus is the source of this 3449-nucleotide messenger RNA. RefSeq lists its product as uncharacterized. Lineage: Eukaryota; Metazoa; Arthropoda; Insecta; Hymenoptera; Colletidae. The coding region runs from base 926 to 1975 and encodes 349 amino acids. The transcript is spliced from 5 exons. The record is from RefSeq and is a predicted model, not a curated record.